CGGACACCUCAGACGGCGGUGGCCCGGGAUCAGACCGCGUCUCAGGCGAGCCCGAGACGCGCCCCCAGCCCGCCAUGGCCCGCCUGUUGCGGGCGUCCUGUCUUCUCUCCCUGCUCCUGGCUGGCUUCGUCCCGCCGAGCCGGGGGCAGGAGAAGUCCAAGACGGACUGCCACGCUGGCGGGAGCGGCACUAUCUAUGAGUACGGAGCCCUGACCAUCGAUGGGGAGGAGUACAUCCCUUUUAAGCAGUAUGCUGGCAAAUACAUCCUGUUUGUCAACGUGGCCAGCUACUGAGGCCUAACAGGCCAGUACGUUGAACUGAAUGCACUACAGGAAGAGCUUGCACCAUUUGGUCUGGUCAUUCUGGGCUUCCCCUGCAACCAAUUUGGAAAACAGGAACCAGGAGAAAACUCGGAAAUCCUACCCAGCCUCAAGCAUGUCCGACCAGGUGGGGGCUUCGUCCCCAAUUUCCAACUCUUUGAGAAAGGGGAUGUGAACGGGGAGAAAGAGCAGAAGUUCUACACGUUCCUGAAGAACUCCUGCCCACCCACCUCGGAGCUCCUGGGCUCACCUAACCGCCUCUUCUGGGAACCCAUGAAGGUCCAUGACAUCCGCUGGAACUUUGAGAAGUUCCUGGUGGGGCCAGAUGGCGUGCCCCUCAUGCGCUGGUACCACCGGACCACGGUCAGCACCGUCAAGAUGGACAUCCUGGCCUACAUGAGGCGGCAGGCGGCCCUGACAGUCAACGGGAAGUAAAUCAGGCCUGCCACACCCUGUGUCCACCAUGCAGGGGCUGGGGAGGGACUCUGUUCAGGAAGGAACCCAUUUCUCUAACCACAACACACUCCCGCCACAGACCCCUUACUAAUAUACAAGGCCCCGACCUGACCCAAACGUGCGCGUACGAUUGUCGUCUGUACUGCUGCGCAUGUGGGUGUCUGCACACAUGCCUCCGUGACCGUGCGUGUGCAUGGGUACAGCCACCGCUGUCUACCUGCGCAAAUAUGGGGGACGUGAACCGUUUGUGUGCCCCCAGCUGUGUGUUAUGGAGAGUGCUGGAGAACUCCCCUUUCUCUCCAGUUCUCUGUUCCAGUGAGAGCCAUUCACUUUCAGUGGAGCCCAAGUUAAAACCAGAUCCAGAUCCAACUGUUCUGCUCUGACCCGGACCUCAACCUUGGGGCCGGCAUCUCCCACUGCCUCCAAAUCUCACCACUGAAGUGCCCAGAAGUUUCUGGGUCUACCACACUGUCCAAUCUUCCCCCUCUCCAUCAUGCAGCCUCGCUCCUUCCUGAGGGGCCCUCCCAAGCCCCCUCCUCCACCCCACAAUGCUCCCUGAGAGCAGCCGAGGCAGAUGUGAGAGCAAGGGCCACGUCCCGUGUCAGGGAUGGCGUCUCCAUGAAGGAGGGGCCCGAAGCCCUUGUGGGCGGACCUCCCCUGAGCCUGUCUGAAGGGCCAGCCCUUAGUGCAUUCAGGCUGAGGCCCCUGGGCAGGGAUGCCACCCCUGCUUUUCUGCAGGAUGUGCCCUCUCCCCUCACCCUGGCUCUUGGUAUUAGACUCACCCCUGUGUUCCCAGUAAAGGCCUUUCUGCAGCA
Molecule: messenger RNA, 1591 nt
Organism: Acinonyx jubatus (cheetah)
Lineage: Eukaryota; Metazoa; Chordata; Mammalia; Carnivora; Felidae
Gene: GPX3
Product: glutathione peroxidase 3
Exons: 5
Biological process (GO): hydrogen peroxide catabolic process; response to oxidative stress
Molecular function (GO): glutathione peroxidase activity; selenium binding
Source: RefSeq, a predicted model, not a curated record